CACUCUUUUAGUGCUUAUUGUGAAAACUUUAAGUUAAAAAACAAACAAAAAUUUUGACAAUUAUCGGGGGGGGGGGGGCAGUCCUGCUUAGGGCCAUGCUUUUGAGCAUUAAUUGGGCUGGGUUGGGAUUGCCCCAAGUCCCUGUGUAUAUGUUCUCUUAGUCAAGCAUUAAACAGAAUAUUAUAUACUUAAAAAAACAAAAACAUAAUGAUUCUCAGAAAGUAGUAAUACAAUUACAUGUAUUUGAGCUUAUUUUGAAUAGUGUUUCUUUCCCUGUCCAGAAAAUGAGCACAACACACGGAUAUGUGACUUUGUUAAAAUAAGGAUAUUCUUAAUAUGGAUUUAUGUGCACAAUUGAACAGGGAGGAACAUGACAUAGCAAUAGAGAAAGGGGGAUAAGGGUGGAAGAAAAAGAGGAGAAAUAGAGAGGUGUGUUAACUGUCAUUAAGAAAGAGUUUUAAAUAGUAAGUUAGAAGAAAAUAAUAUGGUGCAUCACUUAAGAAAUAAAAGUAUAAAGAUAAAAAAAUUCAUCUAAAAUCACAUCCAUGGAUGCAAAUUUACAACACACAAGUCUAUGCUAUGAAAUGUUUUUAAUUUUUUUUUUGGUGAAAACCCCAGGUGUUUUAAAACUUGUUCUAUAACAUGUUUUAAAUGACACUGUUUGAAACAUGCCAACACUGAAAAUAAACCAUUGAAAAACAAGGAAUAGAAAGGGGCACAGCUACACCAUGAAUUUUUUGAGCAUUUUUGUAGCUUGAACAAAAUUUCCUCAAGCCCCAAUCCACCUAAAAGUAUUGAUUCUGGGACUCAAACAUCCACACCACAAAGUCAAAGGAAAUAUAAAAAACUAAAGAAAUAUAUAUUUUUAUUUCUGAAAAAAAAAGUACAAAAGCCUACUCCCACUGCCAAGCUUCACUCUCUUAGCCCAGCUCAUUGUCUGUACACGCCCAUUUCCAUUGGGGAUAUGCGGGCUGAAGCGCCUUGCAAUUGGCAGCUAUGGGGGGAGGUACAUAGUAUGGUGAUGAAAAACACCAAACCAUGCAUCGGUUGUUCACUACUCAUGAUCAAAGAGAAAAGGUGAUGGAGUUUCACUGCACCCGACAGUGGGUGCAAGUCAUGCCGAAUCGUGCGGUGUGGCAAGUCCCUAUAGAAAAGAGAGUUUAAACAUAUAAAUAUUUUAUUUAUCGCUUUCUGUUUUUACCCAACAGAUUUUAUCAACAAUGGCUUUCAAAUUACCCAAACUACCAGGACCAUCAAAGUCAAAGCAUUAUGCUUUUGACAAGAACAUUACUGUUGUGAAAUGGGAAGAGUUAGAUGCUCAUCAUGUGAUUGGCAGAGGCCAAUUUGGUGAAGUUUCCAAGGUGACAUACCAAAAACAAGACAUUGUAAUGAAAAGACUACUUAGUGAACAAGAAGAUGAUAGGAGAUGUUACAUGAAAGAAGUGAACAUUAUGAGUCACUUGUCACAUCCCAAUCUUAUCACCAUAAAAGCAGUAUGCCCUGAGAAGUGUGCUAUUCUGAUGGAAUACAUGGCAUUUGACUUUGAAGUGUUCGGAACCAAGGAUGUUGUAUCUUCACUGUCAGAGUUUUUAAACCUUUUAGAUCGUACUGAUACAGUGGAUUAUUUUGACUUCUUUCCCUUGGUUGGACAAAAAGUGACUGAGGGAUUGAAAUAUCUUCAUGAGAAUACCAUAGCUCACAGAGACCUCAAACCAGGCAACAUUUUGGUUUCAAACCAACACUACUGUCAUAGCCAUGACAAGCAGGAAAUUGAAUCCAUAUACAAAACAGAUCCAAUCCUCAUUAAACUGUGUGACUUUGGAGAGUCUCGCUCCAAAAUGUUUCACACAAAUACCAUUCUACAGACUCGCACCUUAGGACUUGGACGAGGUACUCCAGCAUUCAUGGCUCCAGAAAUAAGACUAGAUAGUGACAUGCUCCCUGUUGGGGCAACAAUGGAGGACUUGAUGAAGGCAGAUGUGUGGUCAUUGGGCAUGACUCUGUUUGCCAUCAUAAACCCAUCUCUGAAACAUCCGUAUGAGCAAAACUUGAAGGAAGCAACAGGUAAAAGGAAAUUGAGUUCUAUCCUACAAGAGAAUCCAAAGCCUGAUGUGAAAUACAAAGAGAAACAGGAGACAUCAUGGAGUUCCCUCCUUUCUGCCUACAAGAAAUGUGUGUUGACUCAGCCAAUCAGGAGGCCAAAUCUGGAGAGCGUAAUCCAGCAGUUACAAGUGAUUCCAAGAAGCUCCACCAGCAAUUUUGGUCUGCCUAAUUCUGAGAGUGAUAAUGAUCAGCUCAAUACCAAGAAUGAUGUCCAUGCAAACCAACCAAAGACGUGUUCUACCUUCAAGCAGACAAGUAUGGGUGAUUGUGAAACAAGAGGUCCUUCUACAUCAGGGGUAUUACCUUCCUCAAAGAAGAAAACAAGGUUUUCCAACAACAAUGUUUUGGAUACUGACAGAAGCUCUGCCAGCGAUUUCGGUCUGCCUAAUUCUGAGAGUGACGAUGACCAGCUCUAUACCAGGUUUGUAACAUCCUAA
Molecule: messenger RNA, 2540 nt
Organism: Lytechinus variegatus (green sea urchin)
Lineage: Eukaryota; Metazoa; Echinodermata; Echinoidea; Temnopleuroida; Toxopneustidae
Product: mitogen-activated protein kinase kinase kinase 7-like
Exons: 5
Coding region: 1221-2540 (439 amino acids)
Biological process (GO): protein phosphorylation
Molecular function (GO): protein kinase activity; ATP binding
Source: RefSeq, a predicted model, not a curated record